AGCGGGGGCAGUGGGGACUCUGUUGUUGUCCUGGGCGUGCAUGGUGAUUAAUUCCCGAAAAAAAGAAAAGAAAAAUGGAACCCACCCAUGUCAAAUGAUCUCCUUUCCCCGUCCCCGUCCCCGUCUUCUCCUCUAAAGCCCUUAAACAUCUCCACCGAGAAACGCCCACCCACCCAAACAUUUUCUUCACAAACCCAUGUCAGUUUUCCAGCUCUUCACCUCCUCCUCUUCUCAACAAACCCCUACACAGUGGGAAUUGUGUGCACGGACGAUUGCAAUCGACCCAUUCAAUGCGUUCGUCCCAACAUUCCCCUUUCGCAGCCAAUUUCAUUCGCGAAACGCUCAUACUGCUUAUAUUCUCUGUUGCUCUUCUCUGCCUUCGCCUUCUGUCAAAUCUCUUUUUACCUGAUUUUCGUAGUCGCUGGCAUCAACUCGUCGCCUUCUCCGAAGAGGCCGAUGCCAAGGCUAGUGCUUAUCCUUCCCAUUUAUGGCGAGCAAUUGCGGCUUACGAGGAUAAGAGGUUCUUUUGGCAUUGGGGGAUCGACCCAGUGGGGAUUGCCCGGGCCGUCGUGUCAUUUUCAGCUCGUGGUGGUGGUAGCACUGUAACCCAACAGGGUCGGGGGUGGGGAGUGGAGUUUCUGUAGUCAACGCAAAACCCAGAAGCAGGAG
Molecule: messenger RNA, 669 nt
Organism: Malania oleifera
Lineage: Eukaryota; Viridiplantae; Streptophyta; Magnoliopsida; Santalales; Ximeniaceae
Exons: 2
Coding region: 291-644 (117 amino acids)
Biological process (GO): peptidoglycan biosynthetic process
Molecular function (GO): peptidoglycan glycosyltransferase activity
Source: RefSeq, a predicted model, not a curated record